AUGUCAAUGUCAUAUCGGGCACCUCUAUUCUCGCAGGUUCCCACCUACGCUGAAGAUCCUGAACAUGAACUGCACCCCUUCGCAAGAUAUCGCCCCGCAUCGUCUCCCCUUGGCCAUGACCCGGAUGCUCAAGUCCACGUGCCGAUUCCUUCAGACCUUGCAGAUGCCGCGCUCGACCCCGACUCAAUGACAGGAUGGGAUUUCUUUGAGAUGGCACUUUUAACCUGUAGGUUCCCUCGCCUCGCACUAGUCGAAGUCUUCAUUAACGCGCACGUUUCAUAG
This is a messenger RNA of Fusarium musae, 282 nucleotides long. RefSeq lists its product as uncharacterized. The coding region runs from base 1 to 282 and encodes 93 amino acids. The record is from RefSeq and is a predicted model, not a curated record. The transcript is spliced from 2 exons. Lineage: Eukaryota; Fungi; Ascomycota; Sordariomycetes; Hypocreales; Nectriaceae.